AGCUGGGCAGCAGCUGUUCGUUUGGACUAAAUUACCACGAAAUCGACGUAUCGAUAUAUCGAUAUCCCAACGCUGAUAUUGAGUUGGACGUUUUUCGAAGUUCGAACAGCUGUUUGGCGUAAAUAGCCUGGCCGUGAGUGCGAAAGAAAAGGCAAGCAGCUGGCUGCUCAACAUUAAUUAAUAAAACACAAAACAGAAAAAGGAAAAACAUAGUAAAAAUAGAAACACAAAUAAUUGAACGCGUCGUGGAUGUUGCUAAAUUGCUUGACGCGCGUGCGAUUGAUUGAAGACAACACGCGAAUAUUGAGAAUUGCAGUGUGUGAGUGGCAGAGACAAUGCUGAACCUUUGACGCUGGCAACUCGUCCCCAAAAGUUGAACCGAACAACGGUCAACGUCACCGAAAGGAAUUUCAUAAAUACGGCUAUGCAAGAAGCAAUAAAUAGGCAAUAAUAAACGCACGUUCUGUUCGGUUUCCCCUGUGUUUGUGUAAUUGUAAUUGAUUAACAUAGACAUCAAUAAUCUUUGAAGCUGUGUUGAUUUUGUAAUUUUACUGCCGCCUACCAAUCAUCGAGCUGUCGCAACAUGGCCUCAAAUGAGGGAUAUCACAAUAAAAUAGAGCCCGGUGCAGCUGGCGCUGGCGAUGAACAGGCUUCAGGUUCUGGCUAUAAUAGUGCGCGUGGCAGCAAUGGAUCCGCUGCUGCCGCCGGAAACAGCAGGCAGUUGCACCAGCAGGUGCUCGAUGAGAACACAUAUCUGAAGCCCUCGAAACAGGCCUAUUUCAGCGACGAAAAGGUGCUGAUACCCGACGAUGAGCGCCUAAAUAUCGGUUUCAGCUUUCGCAAGCUGUGGGCCUUCACUGGCCCCGGUUUUCUCAUGUCCAUUGCGUAUCUAGAUCCCGGCAAUAUUGAAUCCGAUAUGCAAUCGGGCGCCGCAGCCCGAUAUCAAAUACUCUGGGUGCUGUUAUGGGCCACCGUAUUGGGCCUGCUUAUGCAACGCUUGGCUGCAAGGCUGGGCGUUGUCACUGGCCUGCAUCUGGCGGAGAUGUGCUAUCGGCAAUACAAACGUGUGCCGCGUUGGAUACUCUGGAUUAUGAUUGAGAUUGCCAUCAUUGGCUCCGAUAUGCAGGAGGUCAUUGGCACGGCCAUUGCCAUAUAUCUGCUAUCCAAUAAAGUUGUGCCUUUGUGGGGUGGUGUUCUGAUCACCAUUGUUGAUACAUUUACGUUCCUAUUUCUGGAUAAGUAUGGCUUACGUAAACUGGAGUUCCUAUUUGGUUUCUUAAUCACUGUCAUGGCCAUCACAUUCGGCUAUGAGUACAUUGUCUCCGAGCCCAAUCAGGGUGAAUUGUUGGAGGGCAUGUUUGUGCCUUGGUGCAAAGAUUGCAAUUCGGAUGUGCUGCUGCAGGCAGUGGGCAUAGUUGGUGCCGUCAUUAUGCCACACAAUCUCUAUUUGCACUCUGCUUUGGUCAAGUCUCGCGAUGUGGAUCGUCGCCAGCCAAAGAAAGUGAGCGAAGCGAAUUUCUAUUUCUUCAUUGAGGCUUCCGUAGCGCUGUUUGUGUCUUUUAUUAUAAAUCUGUUUGUUAUGGCGGUAUUUGCGCACGGCAUGUACGGCAAGACCAAUCAGGAUGUGUUGGAUGUGUGCGAAAACAAGCCCAUGUACGAGGAUGCCAGGUUAGCGUUUAAAGACAGUCAUAAUAAUACAGAUAUCAUCAGUCCGGAUCUGUACAAGGGCGGCCUGUUCCUGGGCUGCACAUUCGGCGCCGCGGCCAUGUAUAUUUGGGGCGUGGGCAUUCUGGCUGCCGGCCAGAGCUCCACAAUGACUGGCACGUAUGCGGGCCAGUUCUCCAUGGAGGGUUUCCUCAAUUUGCAAUGGCCGCGUUGGUGUCGCGUGCUUGUCACGCGUUGCAUUGCCAUUGUACCAACCUUCUGUCUGGCCAUGUUCAGUAAAAUGGAGGAUCUAACCAGUAUGAAUGAUAUACUAAAUGCAGUCAUGUCGCUCCAGCUGCCAUUUGCAGCCAUCCCGACCAUAGCAUUCACAUCGUCUGCGGCCAUAAUGGGUGAAUUUGUGAAUGGGAUUGGCAACAAAAUCGCCUCCAUAUUACUGACCAUCGUGGUAAUUGGCGUUAAUUUGUACUUUGUGGUCGUGCAAGUGGAAACCCUGGAAAUUAAAGGUGGCAUGUUGGCUCUUGUCUGCAUAUUCGCAAUAUUAUACCUACUAUUUGUGUUAUAUCUUGUAAUACAUAUGGCCGCCUGCAUGGGCAAUAAGCGUCUGAUAAACAGUCGGUGGGUGCAACGUUUUGUGUUACCAAGCCAGAAUAGCUUUUCGAUAAAGAAUGCCAACUCGACGUAUGCCAGAAUUGCCACCAAUGGGGACACAGAUGCGGAGGUUAUGGAAGGUGAGGAUGCGUAGCCAUUACUGUUCUGCACUGAUUCCGAUGACAGUGAGGAGGUUUGUUUCACCAGCAACAACAAUGAGCUGAAUUGCCACAGCAGCAACUUGGACACGAAUGUGGUCAUCAGCUAGCAGUCACUUUUGUUCUGCCCUAACAAAUCGUCCGUCAAGAAGCACAAAGUUGCCACGUUUUGUAUGGGCGUUAUCAUAUUAUAUCACAGACACGGCCCUGCUUACGUACGGCAACUUUUGGUUUCCUGAGAUCUGGCCAUAUCGAGCGAAAACGUGGGAAUUAGUGUAAUACUUUUUCAUAGCAUAUUUAUUUUAACAUGUUGAACGGAGUAUACCAAAAACGAAAAGAGAGGAUUUCAUAGCAAACAAAACUACAUACACCAUAUAAAUAUUCGCAUAGAUCUGCAAAGAACUAUGCGAAAAAUAUGUGUCAUCAAAAAAUGUUCAUCAAAUCAGAGUAAUGUAAUUGAUAAUAAUUCAUAUAAUAUAACAUAUUUUAAAUAUAUUGUCUAGAUUACUUAUAAGGCUGUGAACUGAAAAAGAGAAAUCAAUUUAUCAAACAAUAAUAUGUUAAUCGUAAACAAUGUGUAUUUAAAUAAGUGUGUACCAUUUCAAAAAACAUUCUAAAUAUUUUUAGUUGAGUUGUGCUCUAUAUUUAAUAUAUCGAGGAUUUUAAUUGUACUAUAAAAUGUUUAUAUCAAUUCGCAAUUUUAUUCAACGCAUUUGCACAAUUUGUAAUAUUUCCCACUUUUGCUACUUCAAAUUGUUUUUUUUUAAUUGUUAUCUAUAAAAAUUUAAAUAAAUGAUGAUAGUAUCAAUAAGUACAAAAUAAA
Messenger RNA from Drosophila grimshawi, 3234 nucleotides. RefSeq names its product protein Malvolio (gene Mvl). Gene Ontology annotation, biological process: metal ion transport; response to manganese ion; manganese ion homeostasis. Gene Ontology annotation, cellular component: apical plasma membrane. The transcript has 12 exons. Gene Ontology annotation, molecular function: manganese ion transmembrane transporter activity; iron ion transmembrane transporter activity; cadmium ion transmembrane transporter activity. The record is from RefSeq and is a predicted model, not a curated record. Lineage: Eukaryota; Metazoa; Arthropoda; Insecta; Diptera; Drosophilidae. The coding region runs from base 584 to 2407 and encodes 607 amino acids.